Mus pahari (shrew mouse) is the source of this 564-nucleotide messenger RNA. RefSeq names its product EKC/KEOPS complex subunit Tp53rk-like. Gene Ontology annotation, cellular component: cytosol; EKC/KEOPS complex; nucleus. Gene Ontology annotation, molecular function: protein serine/threonine kinase activity; ATP binding. The record is from RefSeq and is a predicted model, not a curated record. NCBI's taxonomy places the organism in Eukaryota, Metazoa, Chordata, Mammalia, Rodentia, Muridae. The transcript is spliced from 2 exons. Gene Ontology annotation, biological process: protein phosphorylation. The coding region runs from base 1 to 564 and encodes 187 amino acids.
AUGAUAUCAUCGGAAGGCGCUUCCAGGGCUUCCCAAAGAGCUACCGGUGAGGCUGUGCCGGCGGCAGAUGGUGCAGGAGGCCACCGGAUAGCUGCGUCAGUUGUCUUCUUUGUGGACUAUGUGUCUAACUGCUUAUAUAUGGAAGAAAUCGAAGACUCAGUGACUGUUCGGGAUUAUAUCCAAUCCACUCUGGAGACUGAAAAGGACCCCCAGUGCCUCUUGGACCUGGCCAGGAGGAUGGGGCAGGUUCUGGCCGGAAUGCAUGACGAAGACCUCAUUCACGGGGACCUCACCACCUCCAACAUGCUCCUGAGGCAGCCCCUGGCAUUGCUGCACAUUGUGCUCAUCGACUUUGGGCUGAGCUUUGUCUCAGGACUGCCGGAAGACAAAGGCAUCGACCUCUAUGUCCUGGAGAAGGCCUUCCUCAGCAUGCACCCCCGCACAGAGACCGUAUUUGAAGCCUUUCUGAAGAGUUAUGGGGCCUCGUCCAAGAAGUCCAGUCCAGUGCUGAAGAAGUUAGAUGAGGUGCGCCUGAGAGGGCAAAAGCAGUCCAUGGUCGGGUAG